GUGGGGAAGUUUUAAUUUAAGCUUUUAACCCUUUCAGGACUGGACAUGUGGAGAUGAGUGGUGAAGAAACUCUUUUAGUUGUGAAUAAUGUGAGACACAAGAAGCAGGACGGGAGCAUUGUUAUGACAAAGACUAGGUUUGCGUGGUUCCGUGAAGGCUACAGCUCUGAAAUGACAGUGAACCUUCCCUACUUAUCAAUUAAGAGUCACAAGAUUAGCAAAGAGGGUAGCUCUAGCGUGCAGAUGCAGCUGGUGCUGAGUGAUUCUAGCACUUAUAAUUUCCAUUACACUGGGAGUGACCCAAAGAAGGCCAGAAGUCGAGUCUCUGAACAACUUGUACAGUGUAUCAGCAAAGCAAAUGCAGUACAGGUCAAUAAUCCCGAGCUAGAAGCUAAAUGGAGGCUAUUGCAAGAUGCCGAUUUAUAUACACUCUAUAAAGACAUGGUUGUCUCUGGCAUCAUAACAGCUGAAGAAUUUUGGGCUAAUCACCAAAAAUCAAAUUAUGAUCAGCAGCAGCGAUCAGGCUUACCUUCAGCAUUCCUAGUACUAUCCCCAUCACAUACACAAUGCAUAAUGGUAACUUGUAUUCUCCACCUGCAGGUAGAUAUAGAGGCUGUGUCUGGUUGCAAUACUGUCCAGUAUCAACUUUCAACUGAUAUCAUUGAGAAUAUAUUUAGAACUUAUCCCACUGUAAAAGAGAAGCACUCGCAAUUAGUACCUGAUAAAUUAACUGAAGAGCAAUUCUGGGUCCAGUUUUUUCAAUCUCAUAAAUUUCACCGGAACCGUUUGCCCCAGUCAUCGUCAGGGGGGCAGUCGUCUUCAAGCAUGUUUCAUGAAUGCAUAGAACAAGAUAUAACAGCAAUUAAAGAUAAGCCAAAGACUGAUGAUGGUUUACUGAUACAUGAGAGUGAUGCUCCACUUGAAGAUGUUAUUUUAGAAGACUCUGUCCUAAAAGUUGAUAAGGAGCUACUCCAACGUUGCAAUCAACACAGUGCACUAGUACUUAAUGCUAUCCGAUCGGAUGAGGCAGCAGGUAAUGCAAGCCAAACUCCUGAAAAUAGGAAUGGAAGCUCGCUCCAGUUAGCUAUCGGCCCUGCCCACAUGAUAGCAGACACGCCCCCAACAGAUCUCGUAUCCCUUGCAUCUCAUUACCUCUACACAGCAUCACAAGAAUCCCAACAAACUCCAGUUCUCUUACCUUCACAAGCACAGUCCGCCAGUAAACAUUUAAUGGUUGGUGGAUCAUUAGUUAAUAUGGACUCCUCAGCAGCUGUCUCUUCUAUCAGUCCUUCAUCGUUUGAAUCACUCUGUCGAUAUCAGCGUUCACUGGGAGAGCUACUGAGACACUUCUGGGCUUGUUUCCCUGUUGUUAAUCAGCAGCUGGAGCAAAAGGUCCAUAGAAUGGCUCAAUGUAUACAGGAUUUUAGAGACAAGCAACUCUUAAAUGAGUUCAAGUUGCAACUGACUUCAGACUCAGAGGAAAAACUACUUGGGCAGUUGCUUCUGUUAAUUGAUGCAGCAAUGGACAGAUAUCAUGACUGGAUGAGCAAACAGAGAUAAUGAUGAAUGGUAUCAAUUAAUUAUUAUCCUCUUAUUAAUUUAAUUCAUAAUAUUGUAUGCAUAAUUAUCAUUAUUAUUUGCUUCAUGCUUUCUUGAAAGGUUUUUAAAAUGUAA
This is a messenger RNA of Amphimedon queenslandica, 1673 nucleotides long. RefSeq names its product general transcription factor IIH subunit 1-like. Gene Ontology annotation, biological process: nucleotide-excision repair; DNA-templated transcription. NCBI's taxonomy places the organism in Eukaryota, Metazoa, Porifera, Demospongiae, Haplosclerida, Niphatidae. The transcript has 11 exons. Bases 54 to 1559 code for a protein of 501 amino acids. The record is from RefSeq and is a predicted model, not a curated record. Gene Ontology annotation, cellular component: transcription factor TFIIH core complex.